AUGGGAAUUGCGGACAAUCCUAAGUACAGGCGCAUUAACGACGACAUCGCUGCCGGUCGUUUUUACGAUUCUCUGCAACAUGUGUUGAGCGCAUCGCAGAGGGCAGUGAUUGCCAAGCGCUACUCCGAGGCUCUUGAGGUACUCCAUCACUUUGCGGAGGUCUACAUACGAGCAGGCGAGUACGCCCAGUCCCUCGAGCUGAUGAAGGAGUACAUGAAAAUCGCAUCGAAGUCUGACAUAGAGUUCACUGAGGCUAACAUCGACCAAGUGAAAUCCUUUUUCUGCACCGUGAAGGAUUCCCUGAGCUGUGCGCAGGAGCCUUUAUCAGGGCCGCUCGCAAAGGAUGCCAUCUUGGAAAAGUCACUGGCUAUAGCCGACAGCGCACUGGAGCUGAACCCGCACCCUAAGCUGCAGCUGUGCAUUGGCCAGCACCACUGGGACGAAGGGCAAUUGAGUGAAGCGCAGGGGUACCUGAUUCAGGGUCAAGAUAUCGAGGUGCUUUCUAAGUUUUUGGAAUCCUGGGCGUCCAUUGUUCAGGAACACGAGCGCCCCUUUGUCUAUCUGCGUUGCAUUCUGAUACAGUUAGCAACGGGCGAUGACGCAACUGCUAAAUGUCUGUUGCUUAUGUUGAACCAGGAUUUCGAGUCCAGCGACACGCUCGCGUACAUCUUUACGGAGCUCUGUGAAAACCCCGACUACCUGUUGUACAAGGUGGCAUGCAAGGUAUACAGGCCGAUAAUCGAUGCCGACCCCAACUUCCCGCGCCUGGUGCAUCACCUGCGUGAGAGGCUCUUUCCAGGACACCACGACCCAACUGACCCUUUCCAGUACGACCCCAGCUCCUGGGACGUCCAACCCUCCCCCGCGACUGCUAUGGAGCCAUAUUCCUUGAAGCCUUGA
Messenger RNA from Babesia bigemina, 900 nucleotides. RefSeq lists its product as hypothetical. NCBI's taxonomy places the organism in Eukaryota, Apicomplexa, Aconoidasida, Piroplasmida, Babesiidae. Bases 1 to 900 code for a protein of 299 amino acids. Gene Ontology annotation, cellular component: cytosol. The record is from RefSeq and is a predicted model, not a curated record. The transcript has 5 exons. Gene Ontology annotation, biological process: protein insertion into ER membrane. Gene Ontology annotation, molecular function: protein binding.